GACACUGCCUGACGUAAACAAGAGGAAAAGUCGCGCGAAAAGCGAUGGUGGCCGCUCCCAGCAUGGAUUCUAUGUAUUUAGACAACCUAGAGGAAUUUGUGUUCGAUGAGGGGAAGAUAGUUACCUACAAGUGGCUGAGUUUGACUCUUGGAGUUCAAAGCAAUGUUGCUAAGCAAAUGCUCUACCACUUUGUCACAAAUCAACGGAAUUCAGACAAAGGUGACAAUCUUAAUGUCACAUAUUUUGUGUCUGGACUAGAGGCAGGGAAAGAUGGUCUCCCUGAUAUGCACAAAAUUAUGUUGGUGAGGGAGGAGAAUUUGGCAAGUGCAAAGUCCAAAUUAAAAGAUGUGAUGUCAGUACAUGUCUACAGUGUGCAAAAGACCAAGCUGCCUGACAUGAGUGUUCUUUAUACUGCAAAUUAUGAUAAAGUCAAAGAAAAUGUUUUGAGUAUUAACAAGUAUAGUGGUAUUGAGUGUACCGCAGCAAAAAUCAGAUCAUCAGCAGAUUUGGAAAACUUACAAAAACAGAAUGCUUAUCAGGCACCUCCAGAGCCAGCCAAAAUACCGAGUAAGUACAAACCAAACCAGACCAAGACAUCCCCAAAGAAGGAAUCACAGGGUGAGAACAAACAGACGGGUGUAAACAAAGCACCUGGCAAGGGGAAUCAGAUUGCGUCCAUGUUUGCCCGCCAGACAAAGGUCAAAGAAGAAAAACAGGAAGGAACAAAAGAGGUUGAGAACAAAUCUGAAAAAGACACAGCAAAAACUACCCCAUCUUCUGGUAGCAAGAAGAAGGGUGGAAUAUCAUCUUUCUUCAGCAAGGCACCUCCAGCCACAAAGAAGACAGAAUCUCCCAAAUCAUCUGAUACAUCUCCCACAGACUCUGAAUCCCCAUCAGUAAAGUCUGAGGUAGUAUCACCAGUCAAGACAGAGUCUACUGUUUCUUCUCCAAUUAAGACUGAAUCUCAAGACUCUGUCAAAGAUGAAGAGUCUGAAAGGAUGGAUGUUGACUCCCCUCCAAAAAAGACUGCAAAGAAGUUGCAGUCAAAGUUAAAAACAACAAAGCCUUCACAGAAAAGAGGGAAAACCAAAAGCACAGAAGACAGUGAAGAACCUGUACCAAAGAGAAAGAGAAUAAUGCAGUUGAGUGAUUCAGAAUCCAGUUGUGAUGAAGAAAAUGAGGGUGAGGAAGAAAACCCAUUCCCUCCAAGCCCACCCCCAGAACCUACACGCAUUGAGUCUGACUCUGAGGAAGAUAUUCCGCCCACACCGCAGCCCGAAUCCAAAGUGGAUCUGAUGAAGAGUGAAACACGAGGAAAGAAGAAGAAGCUUGUUGAUAAAACCUUCAUGGAUGAGGAUGGCUUCUUUGUCACCAAGAAGGAGUAUGAAUAUGUAAGUGACUCAGGAGGAGAAGAUCCCUUGCCUGUAAAGGAAAUUGUCUCGUCACAAAAGCAAGCGACUCCCCCUCAGUCUUCAAAGAAUGCAUCGCCGAAGAAAGAAGAGAGCAAAACUCGGGCAUCACCUGUCAAGAAGAAGCAAGCCAAUAUCAUGAAUUUUUUCAAAAAGAAGUAGCAGAAAGGCUAUAAAUUAGGGUUAUAAGAGAGGGUAAAGGGUAGUAAGAGUUAACUUUCAGCCUUUCUUCUUUUGUUUUUGAAGAGAUUUUAUUUGAAAGCAGUUUAGGGCUGGUUCAAAAGAUAAGGAAAUUAGAAUACAUUUGUAAGUAAAUAAAAAUAACAACUAUA
Messenger RNA from Penaeus vannamei (Pacific white shrimp), 1741 nucleotides. Its product is annotated as DNA polymerase delta subunit 3. Lineage: Eukaryota; Metazoa; Arthropoda; Malacostraca; Decapoda; Penaeidae. Gene Ontology annotation, cellular component: nucleus; delta DNA polymerase complex. Gene Ontology annotation, biological process: DNA strand elongation involved in DNA replication; DNA synthesis involved in UV-damage excision repair; nucleotide-excision repair, DNA gap filling. The record is from RefSeq and is a predicted model, not a curated record. Gene Ontology annotation, molecular function: DNA-directed DNA polymerase activity.